UUUUGUUCGAGUUAUGGACAAAUUCAACUUAUAGAAGUUCGACUUACGGGAGCAGAAUUCGCCUGCUCACAAAAGCUGCUGCUGUGGCAGCAGGAACACAAGAAGUUGCAGCCAAUACAUCAUGCGCGCCUUAUGGGUGGCACCACAGUCACCAGCGCCAAGCUAGAGAACGCGCAGGUGAUGCACGGUUGUGGUAAGCCCAAAGUGAGAACCAAAACAGGCAGCUGCAGUGAAGUCGUCCAUGUUAAUAUUAAUGUUAAUGGAUCUGAGUCGGUUGGAACGGGAACGGCAAAGGGCAAGCGAAAGUCAAGUGUAAUCAAAAUAGCGGAGACAACACAAUUGCUUACACGGUUUUCACGGACACGUAACAAUAUUGGAGUCUCUUCCAACGCUAUUGUACAGAAAAAGCAACUUACGCAGAUGCAACGCUUAAUAUUUAAGAGUCAGCCGGGGAGUGUAAGUGAGCAAAUGCAAAAUGCUUCUGCCGAUGGUUGCGUACAACAACACCAACAGAAACAACAACAACAUUCCGUUCAUAGUAGAAGAACAACCGGUAAGUUUAAGACUGGCGGCAUUGUGGUUACAGCAGUGCAACAGUCGGCGGCUAACAACACAACAGGAAGUGGUUGUGUUUCAAGGCGAAUACGCCAUUCCAGUGGCAUGCACAAAAAAUGUGGAAGUAGCGGGGAAACCGACGGUGCAGUCAAUAUGCUGCAGCAAUAUCGCAACAGCAGCUCCGUACAAAUGAGUAACAAACCCGCAGCGGCCAUUUCACUGGAUACCGCUAGUCUUGUACGUAAGGUCAAGACCAAGUUUAAGAAACGCAAGUCUCGCACUCUGGCAAAUGCCGUCGCUACCGCAGUGGUUAAAUAAAUGAAUGAAAGCAUCAUAAUUAAUACACUUGGACAUUCCUCAGCCUCCUUCUGGCCAACAGCGUAAAUAGCGCCGUCUCUUAUACAGCGAGACUCUAUGUAUUUGUAUGUAACAUUUGUUUCAGACCCAAAUUUUAGUCAAAUCAACAUAAACUUAUACUUAUAUAUAAUUCGCGGUCAUAUCAUAUAUAAACAAUAAUACUCUUUGAAUAAGCAAAAUGUCAGCAAAUGAGCAAAAUUUAUGAGGCAUUAUUUACACACACUUAUUAUUCAAAAAUGAAUUAUUUAAGAACAGGAUAUUAACUAUUUUGGCCACUUCCUCUUUUAUAUUAAAAUUUGCAAUAAAAAUUACAAUUGUUUUGA
This is a messenger RNA of Drosophila innubila, 1235 nucleotides long. RefSeq lists its product as uncharacterized. The record is from RefSeq and is a predicted model, not a curated record. NCBI's taxonomy places the organism in Eukaryota, Metazoa, Arthropoda, Insecta, Diptera, Drosophilidae. Bases 133 to 873 code for a protein of 246 amino acids. The transcript is spliced from 2 exons.